UGGAAAAACUCAAGUUCAACAUCACGAGAGGUCUACUUCUGUAAAUGAAGGGAUAAGCAACCACCAAGCUGUGCAAACUGAAACUAGAGCCUUAUCAAGAAAUAACAACGUCCAUGGAAUUCAAAGUCAUAUGUCUUCUAGAUCUAGUACAUUAACAAAGUUGAAGUUCCUCUGCAGUUUUGGUGGUAGAAUUAUGCCUCGUCCAAGUGAUGGGAAACUUAGAUAUAUUGGAGGUGAUACGCACCUCGUCCGUAUAAGAAAUGAUGUUUCUUGGGAGGAAUUCAGGCAAAAGAUGUUGACUAUAUUUAACAAUUGUCACACAAUAAAAUAUCAGCUUCCUGGUGAGGAUCUCGAUGCAUUAGUGUCAGUUUCUUGUGAUGAAGACUUGCAGAAUAUGAUAGAGGAAUGUAAUGUAUUAGAAAGUGAUGGAUCACAAAAAUUGCGUACAUUUCUCUUAUCUUACAGUGACUUGGAUGAUUCUCUGGUUGGUCUGGAGAAUAUUGAAGGAGAUUCAGAAAUGCAGUAUGUUAUUGCUGUCAAUAGCAUGGACUUUGGUUCAAGAAGAAACUCCACUGCUCUGGCAAGCACUUCAGAAAAAAACUUGGAUGAGUUUCUGAGUGCAACAAUUGCUAGGGAGAAUGGUCAAGUUGCUAGGCAUGUAGCAGGGGCUGAUACUUCUGAUCCAGUCAUUGGCAUCCCUCUAACAAGUCAAUCUGCUCAUGAAGGCGUAUCAAUUUCAUCACAUAGAAUACUUGGGUCAAACUUGGGGCAUGACUCCAAUCAACUGGAAUACUUGGGUCAAACUGUACAUCAUGGUGGUGCUGAAUGGCAACCUUUACCCUCUUCCAUAUCAGUUGACAACUUUCCAGGUGUAGGUGGCAAAAACCUGGUUCUUCCAUCUAUGCAAGUGCAGUAUAACCAUGGUUAUCAUCCACCCAACUCUUCACAACUUACAAAUAACUUUCUUGUAAGUUCGAGUCAUGGUUACAUGAAUUGGAAAGGAGACAUCGAUCCCGAGCAGUCUUACAAGAGCUCACAUAUGAAUGACCAAGAAUCACAUGCUACAGUAGUGAAUCUGAAAAGAGAUAACUAUCCCCGGGAGAUGUUUGAACUUAGUAAAGCAAAACCUCGAGAGAAGGAAGUGCCUGAGGAGGGAAAUAUAAAGAUAGAAAGUUCUUUUCAGAAAAUAAAUGAGCCUGAAAAAAUGUGGCCUUUGGAAUGCAAAAAAGUUGUUUCCUCAAACCCACUGAAUGAUUCCGCCUCAAGUCAUGUUUCUAGAGUUGAAGUUCCGAAUUUCACUGCUGUGGCAGUUGUUGGAAACGAUGUUAUACAAUCUAAAAUUAAUGACAAGAGUCAGGAACAAGUUCAGAGUUCAGCAUCUCCUGUAGAUGUUCAGGAAGAAAAACUUGAUAGGUUCACAGAAGAUGGCUUCUCCGGAUCUGGUAGAAUAUCAAAUUCUGGCUAUGGAGACUCGGGGGCAAACCCACAUGACAUUAGCUACGAACAACCAUCAAUUCCUCCACGGACUUUUCGCUCUGAAUGGAUACCCAGGGAACAACCCGGCCUCAAUCGUUUAUCCAAAUCUGAUGAUUCUGCUGCCUCGCAAUUCAUAAUGGCCCAUGCAUAUUCUGAAGGCUCACAGCAGAUCAUAGAAUCCGUUAAUAAAUUGAAUGAUGGGAAUGUGGCUUCCCAGACUGAGCAUUUUGUACCUUCUGGAAGAUAUGGGAAUGUGGCUCCCCAGACUGAGCAUUUUAUACCUUCUGGAAGAUCUUUGUCUGCUAAUCAACAAGCUACUGCAGAUAAAGGGGUAAAACUUCAGGAAUCUCAAGAGUUAAGUGUCAGUGCCAGAGAAGUUGAUACCAAGGUUGGUGGAGAACUUUCUGAAGCAAAUUAUAAGCCUGAGCUGAAAGCUGCAACUUAUGCAGAGAAAGUGAAAUCUGGACUAAGUGAUCCUAUCUUAAGCAAUAAUAUCCAGGCUGAAUCUGCUUCCAGGAAGACAGAGCUUCAUUGGGGUGAUGCAUCUUCACAUAGAAUCAAGGGAAAUAAAGAAGCAGAGCAACUACACUCUUUGGCUGAGAAAGAGUGUCAGGUUGGAGCAGCAGUUUCCACAGGGAUACCCUCUGGUACUGUUGGUACACUUGAGCAUGGAAGCAUUCUUUUUGACAUUAAUGACCGCUUUCCCCGUGAUUUUCUCGCUGAUAUAUUUUCCAAAGCCAAGCUUAUGGAUGCCUCACCAGUACCUGCCCCACUGUACAGUGAUGGAACUGGUUUGAGCUUGAAUAUAGAGAACCAUGAACCAAAGAACUGGUCCUUUUUUCAAAAGAUAGCUCAAGGUGAUUUUGAUAGAAGAAAUGUCUCUUUGAUGGAUCAGGAUCAUCUUAGUCUGUCUUCUACUCGUGCAAAUGUUGAUGAUGGGGUGUCUAUGGAUUAUGGCUAUCCUCCUUUAAAGGGUGAUGGAACAAUGAUAGAUCAUAUGGACUCUCAACUCAAUAUUGAAGCUGAGUUCCAGCAAACAUCUCCUGAAAUUGUUGUCCCAGACACCAUGGAUUUGCCUUCCGAGUACAACCCUUCUCAAGCCACUGACGUUCAAAGUAUGCAGUAUGAUGUUGAAUUGAGUUCAAAAGUACCUGAAUCGGGUUAUCAGGAUGAGAACCAAGGAGCUCAGAAUGCUGGCUUUCCGCUUACCAAUCUCCCGCUUGGAGACUUUGAUCCCAGUUCCUUGCAGAUAAUCAGUAAUGAAGAUCUUGAAGAGUUAAAGGAAUUAGGUUCUGGAACAUUUGGGACCGUAUAUCAUGGAAAAUGGAGAGGGACUGACGUUGCCAUCAAGAGAAUAAAAAAAAGCUGUUUCACAGGUCGGUCAUCAGAGCAGGAGAGAUUGACUGUGGAGUUUUGGCGUGAAGCUGAAAUUCUUUCAAAACUUCAUCAUCCCAAUGUGGUGGCAUUUUAUGGUGUAGUGCAAGAUGGGCCAGGAGGGACUCUUGCCACAGUAGCAGAAUUCAUGGUGAAUGGUUCUCUUAGACAUGUUUUACUUUGCAAGGACAGACACCUUGAUCGUCGCAAGAGGCUCAUAAUUGCAAUGGAUGCUGCAUUUGGAAUGGAAUAUUUGCACUCGAAGAAUAUUGUGCAUUUUGAUCUGAAAUGUGACAAUUUGCUUGUCAACUUGAAGGAUCCAUCUCGACCCAUUUGUAAGGUGGCUGAUUUUGGGCUGUCAAAAAUUAAGAGAAAUACCUUGGUUACUGGUGGUGUCAGGGGAACGCUUCCAUGGAUGGCUCCAGAGCUAUUGAAUGGUGGAAGUAAUAAGGUUUCCGAGAAGGUCGAUGUCUUUUCCUUUGGGAUUGUGCUCUGGGAAAUCCUCACUGGUGAAGAACCUUAUGCAAAUAUGCAUUAUGGAGCAAUUAUAGGUGGUAUUGUCAACAACACAUUGAGACCGCCUGUGCCAAGCUUCUGUGAUACUGAGUGGAGAAUGCUCAUGGAACAGUGUUGGGCUCCAGAUCCUCCCAUCCGCCCAUCUUUCACUGAAAUUGCCAGACGCUUACGUACCAUGGCUGCUGCCUGUCCAACAAGACCACACGCUCAUCCAGCCAAGUGAUGGCAUGGCGUCCCUUCUUUCUUGGUAUCUGCAUGAGAGUUUCUUUUAGGAGUAUACUCUGUUUAUUCUGUAUUAAUCAGAGAGAGGAGAGUGGUCUCCUUUAGAGUGUGAAACAACAUUGUCGAAUACUAACGAGUGACAUUAUAUAUAUUCCCGGGAAACAUGAAAAUCUUUUUAUAUAUUACAAUAUGUA
Solanum stenotomum is the source of this 3782-nucleotide messenger RNA. RefSeq lists its product as uncharacterized. The transcript is spliced from 8 exons. The record is from RefSeq and is a predicted model, not a curated record. Lineage: Eukaryota; Viridiplantae; Streptophyta; Magnoliopsida; Solanales; Solanaceae. The coding region runs from base 131 to 3589 and encodes 1152 amino acids. Gene Ontology annotation, biological process: protein phosphorylation; signal transduction. Gene Ontology annotation, molecular function: ATP binding; protein kinase activity; protein binding. Gene Ontology annotation, cellular component: cytoplasm.